CCCCUCAAUUAGGUCUAGAGCUUCCCCCGCGCUGAUGCGGUCAUUUCAUAGCUGCUAAGUUAACGUUAACAUUAGCUAGCUUGAGCUCAGGUUCAAUCCAUCCAUCUCCCCGCCCAAAGAAACCAUACACCACCACCACCUGGCAACCACUUUACACUUAACACUUAAACUACCACCAGCACCCCCACACACUCCAGAUAGAUACCAAAACCCACCACCCACCACGCCCACCAAAGAAAAUGCCCUCCCCCCACCUCAAAUACAUGCGCGCCUGCCUCGCACUCGCCGAGAAAUCGCCCGCGCGACCCACCAACUUCCGGGUGGGCGCGCUCCUCCUCUCGCGGCACGAAGACGACACGACCCUCGAGAAAGACGACCAGCUCCUCGCGACCGGCUACACGAUGGAGCUCGACGGCAACACGCACGCCGAGCAGUGCUGUCUCGCCAACUACGCGGCCACCCACAACGUCCCCGCCGACCGCGUGGCCGAGGCGCUGCCGGCCGAGCCCGGCCGGAAACUGGUCAUGUAUGUGACGAUGGAGCCGUGCGGGCGCCGGCUGUCGGGGAAUGCGCCGUGCGUGCAGCGGAUUAUCCAGACGCGGGGCCCCGCUGGAGCCGAGGGAAACCGGCGCGGCAUCCAGAAGGUGUACUUUGGGGUGAAGGAGCCCGGGACGUUUGUGGGCCAGUCCGAGGGGUGCAGGCAGCUGACGGCGGCGGGGAUCGAGUGGGAGGUGGUGCAGGGGCUGGAGAGGGAGAUCUUGACGGUGGCGACGGCGGGGCAUGAGAAUCGCGAGGCAGAGGUGCGGGCGGCGAUGGAGACGGUCGAGACGAAUAUUGACGAUAUCAGUGCGGAGGAGCGGAGGAGGCAGGCGCAGGUGCCUAGGAAUCCGAAGAAGAGGGUUAUGGAGGGCGAGUUGAUGGGGUGAUUGGGUUGCUGGUGGUUUUGGGAGGGUACUGUAGAUGAAUUGAUGAUACCGUGUAUAUAUGUAGAUCGCAACGAUGGUUGUCUUGUGCAAGAGUGCUGGUGAGGAUGGAUGGGGCUCGGUCUGGUAUGGUUCAAGCAGGCGAUAGUUAGCCUUCUAGAGGAUGGAGAGCGAUAAUAUGGUUCUGUCAGCGGCCUGUCAUUUCUCGUAAAGAUCUCAUCUAAGGACUACUUCGAUCCUGAAGGAUACUAUUGUAACUGCA
This is a messenger RNA of Aspergillus aculeatinus CBS 121060, 1185 nucleotides long. Its product is annotated as putative DRAP deaminase. Gene Ontology annotation, molecular function: catalytic activity. The record is from RefSeq and is a predicted model, not a curated record. The transcript has a single exon. Lineage: Eukaryota; Fungi; Ascomycota; Eurotiomycetes; Eurotiales; Aspergillaceae. Bases 240 to 926 code for a protein of 228 amino acids.